This is a messenger RNA of Drosophila ficusphila, 5076 nucleotides long. RefSeq names its product protein sprouty (gene sty). The record is from RefSeq and is a predicted model, not a curated record. The transcript has 2 exons. Gene Ontology annotation, biological process: multicellular organism development; negative regulation of Ras protein signal transduction; negative regulation of MAP kinase activity. Gene Ontology annotation, cellular component: membrane; cytosol. Lineage: Eukaryota; Metazoa; Arthropoda; Insecta; Diptera; Drosophilidae. The coding region runs from base 1394 to 3196 and encodes 600 amino acids.
UGCGGCUCAUUUCGCUUCAAAACCUCGUGACGAGCGGUUGCCGCGAUUGCCGCGUUCGCUGUCUUUCCGAUUUCCUCAAAACCAAGCCACUUCUCAUCAAACUGCAACAUUUUUUUUCGAAGCAACCCGACAAGCAACAAUAGCCUGCUAAACGCAACAAAACAAUUCACUAACAAGCCGCGCUAAACAACAACGGUUCAUUGAAACGACCAACAACCAAUCACUUGAGAAAAUAUUGUGUGUGGUGAAAAGUGAGUGUUUAUUUUUGGGAAAUAGAAAUAGAAAUAGUUUACCAAGCCAAACCAAACCAAUCGCUUCCAAUGGAAAUCAUGUGCCUACAAAUGCAAAUUGCUCGAAGAAAAUCAACAACGCCUGUUUAAAAAAGAAAAAAGUCCAACUCAAGCCAAUCAAAUACAAAACGUGUUGGUUAAAAGUCAAAUAAAAAAUACAAAAUCAAACAACAACAGUCUCUCGCGCACACAAAUAUUUUUAUAUAUAUAUGUACAUAUAUAAAAUUGCAUAAAAAUAUUUUUUACUCAAGACGAGACACAGAUACAUUCGCCGCUCACACACGCGCACACAUAGGCGACGACGUGGCCCCGCUUUCAGUGUGUUGGAGUAUCUGUGUGUGAUUGUGCGACGCCAGCAGCGCCGCCAGCGUCGCUGCUCCAACAACAAAAACAAAAACAACAACACCGCCGGUCGCCAAAGUUGAUUAUUAUUAUUUUUUUGGCACGCCAAAAACCGAGCGAAUACAAAAUAAUACGAGGUUGGCAAAAAUAAUAACAAAAUCAAACACCGUCGCCGGCGUCGUUUUUGUGUUAAUUAAAUUUACUUUUGUGAAUGAAAUGCGAAAGAAAGCAAAGCGAAAAAUCAUCUUUAAUAAAUGCUAAAUAAAACCAGCAGUCGCGAUCGCGAGUAAGAAUCAUAAGAACCCCCGCUCCAAAUCGCCAUUGGAUUAUUCCCAACACAAAAAAAAAAAAAAAAACAAAACGAAAAACGUCGAAAUCAUCGCCGCAUUUUGGAUACACCUCGAAAAAGGAUUACACAACAUACAGCACACAUCUACGGUGAUUAAUUACGGAAUUUGUACCACGGAUUGCUUUUGAAAAUCAAUAAAGCAAUCGCAGCUGUUGGCAUCUGCGAAAGGAUGAAGGCACACCGAGCUGAGUUCGGGCGCAGAAACAACGAUCGGCGGCAUUGAGGUUCCCGAUCCCGAUUCCGAUCCCGAUCCCGAACCCAAUCUCGGAUCUCGAGGAGGAGCGGCGACUCGGUCUCGCGGUGGAGCAAGGAGCGAGCUGCGAGCUGCGAGGAGCGGAGGCGGAGGCGGAGAAGUGGAGGAGUGCAGCUGGGCAGCCGGACAGCUGGGCGGGAGUCCUGGUCUAGACACUACAUGGAUCGCAGGAAUGGCGGCGAUCCCUUGGCGCCACCCCGGCCCCCGAAGUUACUACCGCGAGUGCAUCGACCAAGGGCGCCGGAGCCGACGUUAAGCGGUGUCGACCAGCCAUCAUCAGUAGGAGUAGCAGUAGCAGCAACAGCACCUGCAACAGCAACAGCAACAGGAGCACCAACAGCAACCACAAUCCACAACAACAAUUCACAGCAGCAACUUAGUAUUAGCGCCGCCACCGCCGCGAGCAACAACAACAACAACAACACGAUAUCGAUUAUACCCGCGUCGGCGGACAUCGACGACUAUCAGAUCCACCAUCUGACCUUCCUGCCGCAGCGGCCGAGCAGCUUGAGCCGGAACAGCAGCACGGCCUCCUCGACGACGGCCACGGGUCUGAGUGUUUCCGGUUCGGGCUCCGUUUCCGGUUCCAGUUCGAGCUUCACGCGGCGCCGUCCGCCGGCACCCGCACCGCUCACAACCAACAGCAACACAAGCAACAACAACUUCCUUAGUCAUUUCCAAAGCGCUGAGCCGGCGAGCAACGCUCUGGGCCAGCCGCCCGCCUCCCCCGUCACGCUGGCUCAACCGCGCCCCGAAUCCGAGCGGCUAACCAACGAGUAUGUGGACACGCCGCUGCAACACGCGACGCGCUCGCAGCACCCGGCUGGCCAGCAGGACAGCGGCCAGACGACCACCCACCACCUGCUGCUGCUGCCGCAGCGCAACCAGCAGUUGCAUCAGCAGCAUUUACAGCAGCAACAGCAGCACCUGCAGCAGCAGCAACACCUGCAGCAGCAGCAGCAACAUCAGCAACACCUGCAGCAGCAACAUGCGCGACUGGCGACGACGACGACGCAGGCGACGUCCCUGGGCAGCGACCACACCGACGGCUUACUACAUUCGCACCUGCAUCUGCAGCACAGCAGCAAAGCGCAGCAGCAACUGCAGCAGCAGCACAGCACACCCGCCUCGAAGCAGCCCAGCCCGCCCAGAAUGGGAAUGGGAAUGGGACUAGGACUGAGCCAGCCGAUCAUCACCAAGCAGCCGGCGGCGCAGAAGGAGCACAUGCACGCGCUGGAGGAGCUGCUGCAGCAGGGCGCAGGGGGCGGGGCGGGCGGAGCACUCGUGAUGGCGGGGGAUCCCGCGCUGGCGAACAACAUCGUGUGUCCGCGGUGCGAGCGGUGCCGCUGCGAGCAGUGUCAGAGCCCGCGGCCGCUGCCCCAGACGUGGGUGUGCAACAAGACGUGCCUCUGCAGCGCCGAGUCGGUGAUCGACUACGCCUCCUGCCUGUGCUGCGCCAAGGCGCUCUUCUACCACUGCGCCCGGGACAACGACCUCGACUGCGACGACGGCAACGGGACGCCCUGCGUGGACAACCCCUGCUCCUGCGGCCCCUACAAGCGCACCCAGCGCUGGGGCUGGCUGGGCGCCCUCUCCCUCUUCCUGCCCUGCCUCUGGUUCUACUGGCCGAUGCGCGGCUGCAUGAAGCUCUGCGAGAAGUGCUACGGCCGCUUCGCGGGGCGUGGCUGCCGCUGCCAGGGCAUCGGAGGGGGCACUGCUGGCGGAGGAGCGGGCGGCAUCGGGUCCACCAGCAGCAUGCUGCCCAUCGUGCCGCUGGGCGGAGUGAACGGCGGCGGACUGGGCGGCGGGGUGAGCCUCUCGGGCGGAGCGACGGAGGGCGGACUCGGGCCGCUGGCCAACGGGAAGGCGCUGGAGCACGGAUGCAGCGCCGCCAGGAGCAUCCUGCGCAAGGGCGACCUCACGCCGGAGAAGCGGCUCCUCGACUCCAGUCCCGACUACUGAACGGGUUCUUUGCCCCCCGCGGCAAAAAACCCCGUGGCACGAAAGGGAGGCCCACUGGAGGAGCAUCUACCCCCCACAUAUAUACAUACGGAAAUAUUUAAUAUAUAUGAUUUAAAAGGAUAUUUAAAGAGAGAAGGAGCGAUAGGAAGAUAGAACGAUAGAAAGAAAGAAAGAAAGAAAAAUUAAAUAACCAAAGACUGCAAACAGAUAAUUAUUAAUUAUUAGAAAUGUUAUUUAAAAAAUAAUUUUUGCUUAACGAGGAAAGGCGACGAGUGGAGGAAACCGACCGAGAAACGAAUGCGAUUAGGAAUUAUUUUUCGAACGAUUUUUGUAUUAUUUGAUUUUGUUCACAUGCUUAACAACAACUCUUCAGUUCAAUGUUCAAUUUCUAAGUCAAAUUCUUACCCUAUAAACGUAAAUAGUUGUAUGCAAAUGAUUCCAAUGAAUUUUCCACGAGUGUAAAGUAAACGGGCGAAAGUUUUUAUUGUUUUCGUAUACAAAAACACCCUAAAACUGAAUAACUGAAAAACUGAACAAUUUGGGGCGAGCGUAACAAAACACCAGAUUAUAUAUACCUAUAUACACACACGGGAGAACUUUUAGAGAAAUAUUCAAUGGCGUAAAUUAGUCAAAUAUUAUACUAUAUAUACCAAGUCCAGUCCAUUUUUGAUGUUGUAGAGCGAACAGAGCCAAAAGCCGAAAAUUACACAAGAAAUAUUGUAGAACUUUACGAAUUUAAAUCUUAAAUUGAUUUGUGUGUUGAUGUGUGUAUUGUAUUGAGGGCGACGAACUUUUCGAUAAAUUUAGAGCAGCCUAUAGACAGGUGUAAAUGUGCUUAGCUAUCGAUCUAGACUCUAGAUUUACUGCGAACUGCGAACUGCGAACUGCAAACCAAAAGUCAGUUAGUUUACUUUACCAUCUACGAAGCCGGAACAAAUCUUAGGAGCGAAAAUAUGGGAUAACGAAAUCGGUUGCUUAUGAACGUAUUUUAUAGUGAGGAUGGCUCCAACCAGCAGCCCCAAAGUGUGAGCAAGAUUGUAUAUACAUAUAAUAAAGUUUUUAAGCGAAAAGCAAAAUGUAUAUACAUAUAUAUAUACAAACAUAUAUAUAUGUGUAUAUAUACAAUGCAAGCAAAUUCCAAAUAAUAGAAAAACAAAAGAAAACAAAGCAAAACUUAAGUGUAACGAUAAAUCCACAUCUAAAUGCAGCAAAUACAAACAAACAAACAACAAACAUUUUUUGUAUAGAUUAUCCAUAUGAAAUAUGACAACAAAAACAGUGGCAAAUUAGCAACUUAAAACCAAUUUAUACACGUAAAAGCAAGAAGCAAGCAAAAGUAAAUUAAAGAUUAAUGUUAAACACUAAAAACACAUUACUAUAUGCUAUAUAUGUAAUCUGUAUAUGUACUAUAUAUAACUAUAUAUAUACGCCUAGAUAUACACACCAGAAAACUAUGCUUAAAACUCCUAACUUCUAAAAACGCAACAAAAAACGAAAAAAGAAAAACCCCAAAAAACAAACUAAAAGCUGGAAAAACUCCUUAAAGCCUAGCCGGUAAAGAAAAUUUAAUAAGCGCAGACCUACGACAAACCCAGAAAAAAUUAUACACGCAUAAAGAUAACGAUAAAGAUAAACAUUAAUAUCUAAGGCACUCUAUACAUACAAAACUAUGCAUAAUGAAUAUUUAUUUUAUUUGUACAUUUCAUUAUAAUAAAAUAAACUGAGUAGAAGACGAGUACGCGAUGAGUAGGGCGAGUAUGUGGGGUUCGAGUGCGAAACCCUGGAGAACCAGAAGAACUUUAUGUAAUGUUUUUAGAAUGUAUGUUCCGUUAAAAACUACAAAAUAAAAAAAAUCAUAUAAUACUAAAAAAUAUAACAAA